UUCUAGUAGAUAUGAGUUACAAUAUUCUUUCCAAACAUCUUUAACUCAAGCGUUUUUGCAAGGUAACCUUACUCACGUGCAAGGUAAUUUAAUUUUAAAAGUUUUGCGUUCUCAUUCAUGUUUUUCUUACUUACCAAUGGACACAAGAACUUUAUUGCAAACAAUGCGACGUGCCCCUGAAAUUAGAGUUGUUGCUCCAGGAGAGUAUUUACAUUUAGGAUUUGAAUACGCACUAACGCGGAUAUUAAAGCGUACACCAAUAAAUUUAAUUCCUGACAUAUUAUAUGUAGAUUGGAGUACUGAUGGCGUUCGAUUAAACAAAUCAGGCAAAUUACAAUUAUGGCCGAUUCAAAUAUCAGUUUCUAAUAUUUUUGAAUGCAAACCUGAAGUAGUCGGUGUGUAUAAAGGAGUAAAAAAACCCAUUUCAUCAAAACAGUUUCUUGAUGACUUUAUAAAUGAAGUCAAUACAUUAAUUAAAAAAGGAGGGAUUAUGUUCAUGCAAAAAGUGCCACAUUAUAGGGAAACGAUAUGAAAAACAAAUUGUGUUUCCUGGUACAACAUUGCGUUUACGAACAGACAAAGAAUACGCUCAAAUGCUUGAUAAAAAUCAUCAUAAAGGUUCUAGCGCAAUAUCUGAAUUACACAUGGGCCUUGUAUCACAAGUACCUGGCGAUGCCAUGCACAUUGCAUAUGAGGGAGUUAAAAAAAAAUAUUAGAAGCUAUAAUUAAUGGUAAAUAUGGGAAAACCAUGAAAUUAUGUAUAAGAGACAUUAAUUUAAUUUCAAAAAGAUUGAAAAUAUUAUCAAAAUAUUGCCCAAGAGAAUUCAAUCGAAAACCUAGAUGUCUCAAAGAUUUUAAUGAUUACAAGGCAACAGAAUUUCGUCAAUUUGCAUUGUAUACUGGCCCUGUAGUCAUGUAUGGCAUUCUUCCGAACGACGGAUAUCUUCAUUAUUUGUUAUUUCAUGCAGCAUUGCGUUCCAUUAGUCAGAAAAAUAGCUCCACAAUUUAUCAACGUUUUGCUGAAAUAGCAUUAAAAGAAUUUGUUGACAAAUGUCCACAGUUCUACAAAUUAUCCUUCAUAUCAUAUAAUGUGCAUGCAUUACUACAUUUUGUACCAGAUGUUGAACGUUUUGGCCCACUUGACUCAUUUUCAGCAUUUAAAUAUGAAAAUAAUGUGGCAUUUUUUAGAAAAAUAUAUCGUAAGCCUUCUUUGCCUCUCCAACAAAUAGCCCUUAGAUUAGCUGAAAUGGAACAAUUAGAGCAAGUUGUUCCUAACACUGAACAUACGAUAAAAGUUUCAGUAUUACAUGAUAACGGCCCAAUCCUGCCCGAACUUGGCUUCGUUUAUAUGCAAUAUCGUAAAAUGCAAAUGAAGAAUAUGUUUAUAGGCAUUGAUUUUGAUGGAGAUAAAUGUUGCAUAUUGAAUGAUUCUUCUAUUUGUGUUGUGUAUAAUAUUUUGAAAACACAGUACAAUAUGUACUAUUUUAUCAUUAAAAAAUUUAAAACUGUAAAUGCUUUUUACGAUAUUGGCAUAUUAUCUACAUGCCUUGGCAUAUAUAAAUGUUCAAACUUGUAUAGCAAAUAUGAAGUUAUAUCGAUAGACGACGUUAAACAAAAAUGUUAUUUAAUGCCAUAUUGGAGUAGAGAAGAAUCAGAGCUAUUGGUAUCUGAUUCAAGUGAUAAUGAAAAUACUGAAGAACCUUCAAAUAACAUAUUUAUAGCUGCCGUUAUCAUAUAAAAUACAUUUAAGAAAGAGUUGAAAAUUGUGGAAUUUUUUUACUUAUUAUACGUGUUAUUCCACUCCUGUGUUUACGUCGUUAUAUUAUCUAAUAUUUUUAUUUAAAUAUUAAUGUUAUACAUUACUUAUUUUCGCAAUUGCAGCAAAUAUAUAUAU
Vollenhovia emeryi is the source of this 1894-nucleotide messenger RNA. RefSeq lists its product as uncharacterized. Bases 749 to 1738 code for a protein of 329 amino acids. The record is from RefSeq and is a predicted model, not a curated record. Lineage: Eukaryota; Metazoa; Arthropoda; Insecta; Hymenoptera; Formicidae. The transcript is spliced from 2 exons.